This is a messenger RNA of Gastrolobium bilobum, 1874 nucleotides long. RefSeq lists its product as uncharacterized. Bases 600 to 1706 code for a protein of 368 amino acids. The transcript is spliced from 3 exons. NCBI's taxonomy places the organism in Eukaryota, Viridiplantae, Streptophyta, Magnoliopsida, Fabales, Fabaceae. The record is from RefSeq and is a predicted model, not a curated record.
UGCUGCAGCACCAAAGCCAUAAACUCACGCAACCAAACAAGCUUCAAUUAUAACCUUGCCGGCGGCGUUUCACUAGUCGGAAAAUUCAAUUGUAGCGCCGGAAAAAAUGGAGGCUCCGGCGAUCGCAUGUGAUAUUUGGAUCGAAUUAACUUUGUCGUGCGGUCGCUUGUUUGGGAACUCUAAUCGUAUCUGGUGGUAGAAACCCUAAGCCAGAGCGACUUUACUUAACAGAGUUUUCAAGUUAUUCCAUGCUAUGAAGGAUAUUAUGACUAUAUAAUAAUAGGAGAAAAAGAAAAUCAAAAGUGUCUUACUCUAGUUUCAGCGUCUACAGUUUUGGCAGAGUAUUAUUCUUUUUUUCUUUUUUUUUUUUUUCUUUUUUUUAACUUUUGCUUUUCGUUUUGGGGGGUUCUUCGUCCUCAAAUUUUGAAAACGAAGACGGAGAAUCGAGAAAGGUAAUUUUGCAGAACUUCAGAGGCUUAGCUAGUUUUACAUAGUUCUGUCUUCUGACUCCAAUUAAAAAUUGAGCUCGAGAUUCGAAAAUGGAAGAGAGAGAAAAUUGAGAGCGUGAGAUUCUAUUCUGAGCCAUCAUCGUUAUCGUGAUGCCUUUUCCGAUGAAAAUUCAGCCGAUCGAUUGUCAGAUACCUCCGGAGGGGACUCGGCUUGAGCUGGUGAAGCCGGUUGUGAAGUCGCGAUUCAAGCGGCUCUUCGAGCGCCAGUUCUCCGGCGUUCUGAGAAAUUCGGCGGUGGACAAGAUCGGCGUCGGCGGCGAGGAACAGCAUUUAUGCAAGGACGGCUUCAACGGUUCCAGUGAAUUCGAACCGAGCUCGGCGUGUUUGACGAAAAUGGUGCAGAAUUUCAUCGAGGAGAAUCACGAGAAGCACUCCGCUUCCGUUAGAUGUGGACGCAACCGCUGUAACUGCUUCAAUAGGAACUGUGACGAUAGCUCCGAGGACGAGUCAGACACGCACGGCGGUUUCGGCGACUCCAACUAUUCUUCCGGUGAAGCUUCUGAAAUCCUCAAGGGUUUGGUGACUUGUGCGAGCGUUUCUGAGAGGAAUUUGCUAGCGGACGCUGCAAAGAUUGUUGAUAAGAACAAGAUCUGCAAGCGCAAAGAUGAUUUCAGCCGAAAGAUCGUCACGGAGGGAUUGAUUGCUAUCGGAUACGAUGCUUCCAUUUGCAAAUCUCGCUGGGAAAAAUCCCCUUCCUACCCCGCCGGGGAAUAUGAAUACAUAGAUGUGAUGAUUGGGAAAGAGCGGGUGCUAAUUGACAUUGACUUCAGGUCAGAAUUCGAGAUUGCUCGAUCGACCAAAACGUACAAAACGAUCCUCCAGAACCUUCCAUGCAUAUUCGUUGGCAAGUGUGAUCGGUUGCAGAGCAUCGUGGCAAUCGUGGCGGAGGCGGCGAAGCAGAGUCUGAAGAAGAAGGGCAUGCACGUUCCGCCAUGGAGGAGAGCCGAAUACGUCAAAGCAAAGUGGCUCUCCCCUUACACGCGAACCACUACGCCCCCAACGCUUUUGUCUCACGCGAUCCAAGAGGAGAAGGAAAACUCUGUCUCUGAUUCGCUGUUUGCUUUGUCUGAGAGUUCCGCCGAAGACGAGAAGGCGGUGAUCGAAUGGAAGCCGCCGGAGCCGAAGCCGAAGGGUUCACUUUCUGGGGUUAAGAUCGUGACUGGUUUGGCAGGGGUUUUUGACGAUGAUAACCCAUAAAAUUUUGAUUUUUUUUUUCGGUUUUUUUUUUUCCUCUUUUAAUUUUCUAAUAUGAGGAUUCAAAAUCUUAAUAUAACUGUAACACCUCUAUCCCCUUCUGUUUUUUUUCUUAUGUACGGGAUGGAUUUUACUAAUAUGAAUAAAAUAAGUUGAAAUAUAGUUUAGUUA